Salarias fasciatus (jewelled blenny) is the source of this 4549-nucleotide messenger RNA. RefSeq names its product pleckstrin homology domain-containing family A member 7-like. The record is from RefSeq and is a predicted model, not a curated record. The coding region runs from base 123 to 4142 and encodes 1339 amino acids. NCBI's taxonomy places the organism in Eukaryota, Metazoa, Chordata, Actinopteri, Blenniiformes, Blenniidae. The transcript has 27 exons.
ACUGAUUAAUGUGGCUCCCAGCAGCUGGAGUCUGACUCCAAGGCACCAGAAAUAGAAGGCGGGAGGGGAAACAGCCGCAGCGGCACUUGCAAAGUAUCUUCAAGUGGACGAAGAGACGCACCAUGUGGAACCAGUCGGGAUACUGCAAUCACAUUCCUCACCCUGGAUAUCCCUUCUACCAUGCGCCCUGCAGUCAUAACCAGAGGGCCACGGCGUUCUGUCAUCCUGUCACCGGACAGAUCUCCCCGGAGAACGUGGACUUCAUCCUGCACGACCAGCCACAGGGCGCUCGCAUGAUGUCCAAACCGUUGGGUGAGCAGCUCUCCAGCACCACUGUCAGCGAAGCCUCCACUGCCAUCACCUCCUCCACUGUGGACACCACUUCUGCCUCCAAGGGUUCGCGCUCCAGUGGGAAGGUGCACAGCUUCGGGAAGAGGGAGCAGUCCAUCAAGAGGAACCCCAACGUCCCCGUGGUGGUGCGAGGAUGGCUGUACAAACAGGACAGCUCUGGGAUGCGUCUCUGGAAGAGGAAGUGGUUCGUCCUGGCUGAUUUCUGUCUCUUCUACUACAAAGACAGCAGAGAGGAAGCGGUCCUCGGCAGUAUUCCGCUGCCCAGCUAUGUCAUUUCACUCGUGGGAGCCGAGGAUCACAUCAGCCGCAAGUAUGCCUUCAAGGCCAGCCACACGGGUAUGCGCUCGUACAUUUACAAGCAGAGCUCUGUGAUUGGCUCGCAGGCGGAGCACACUGGGAUGCGAACCUACUACUUCAGCGCCGACACUCAGGAGGACAUGAACACGUGGCUGAAGGCCAUGAGCCAGGCCACCCUGAUGCAGAACCACAGUGACGCCACGAUGCUCAGACCAGCUGAUAAUUUAGAGAAGCUGUUGCAGCAGGCCGUCCCGCAGACCAACCACGUGAACCAGCACCGGGCCAAGGCCCCGGACGCCGACGCCUCGCGGCCCGUCGUCCACGAGGUGCUGCUGGAGCCCGUCCACCGCGACGCCGACGAGCGCUGCAGCUUCCACAAAGACUCCCCCGCCUCCAUCAUGCUGGAGAUGGACACGCACACCUCCCUCCCGGCCAACCCGGCCCCCUCGGCGCUGCCGCCGCCCGACCACGUGUCGGCCUCGGCGCCCGUGUCCAGGGUGCCGUCCCGCGCGCCGUCCCGCGCCGCCUCCACCCUGCCCUCCAGCGUCUGCACCCGGAACGGCCUGGUCUCCACGCCCAGCCCCAUCCUGGAGCCCAACGGCAUCGCGGCGGGGACGUACCAGCGCGCCCCGGAGCCCGCCGCCGCCGACGGACACAAGCAGAUUCAGAGGAGGAGCACGCUGGAGCAGGUGGAGCAGUGGGUCAAGGUUCAGAAGACGGAGCACAAAGGCCCCCCAUCCAGGGAGAACACCCUCCCCCGCCGCACGCCGCCGUCUCAGCACAAGUUUUCCACCCUGGACGCCUAUCAGACGCUGCCAAAAACGCCUCGCCAGAGCACGCCGCCAGGCAGGCUGGGCGAGUACAAGUACGCCCAGGACCGCCUGAGCCACUUCCGCCUGACCCCUGACCCCGGGGGCCCGGGCGCCAACACCGUGUGGCAGCUGUACGAGUGGCAGCAGCGCCACCAGUUCCGCCACGGCAGCCCCACGGCGCCGCUCUACACCCCGGCUCCGGACUAUCCCUUCGGCUCCCGCCCGCCGUCCACCGUGCCCCCGUCCUCGGCGGCGCCCAAGGCGGAGGGGGCCGCCCGCUGCGUGUCGGUGCCGCCGUCGGCGGCGGACAUCCCCCCGCCGGGGCCUCCCCCCGGCUCCAGCCGCACCCUGUCGCCCACGCGCAGGCCGCACACGCCGGCCGAGCGGGUGACGGUCAGGCCGGCGGGCGACAUGUCGCUGAUGGAUCUCCCGUUCACCGUCUCCCCCCGCAGGACCAAGUCUCAGAUGUUCAAGGCUGCUACUAUUGAGAGACGCUCCAUGCCUUCAUCGGGCUACAUCACCCACACCGUCAGUGCUCCCAGCCUUCACGGGAAAACGCCCGAGGAGCUCACUCUGCUCCUUAUUCAGCUGCGCCGGCACCAGGCCAAGAUGGCCUCCGUCCGUCAGCAAACGUUAGCCCAGCUGCAGCGGCUCAACGGUCCCAAAGAGGCCCUCCACCACGGCCGCCUCUUCGCCGCCGCUAGCACCAGUCCCCUCCUCAGCGCCGGCCCCUCCCCCGUGUCCCCGCUGGGGCGCGUGGGCCUCGCCGCCACGCUCGGCCCCUGCAGCUCACAGGCCGAUGACACUUACAUGCAGCUGAAGAAGGACUUGGAGUAUCUGGAUCUGAAGAUCAGAGCUCUAGAGCCCCUGAUCCUCGCAGUUCACAGUUUACUGCUCCACUGCACUGCUGGGCCUCUCAGGCCUCUAAUGAACGUGGCUGGAAGUCAAACUCUGAAGGAGUCAGGGAAACCUGUCAAGGUCGCUGAGAGUGAUGUGGAUGUGAAGUUGAGUCGGUUAUGUGAACAAGACAAGAUCCUCAAGGACCUGGAGGCAAAGAUCAGCUCGCUGAAGGACGACAAGGACAAGCUGGAGAGCGUGCUGGACGUGUCCCACCAGCAGAUGGAGCAGUACCAGGAGCAGCCGGCCCACGCUCACAAGAUCGCCUACCAGCAGAGGCUGCUGCAGGAGGACCUGGUCACCAUCAGGGCCCAGAUAUCCCGCCUGUCCACGGAGAUGGAGCGAGCCUGGGAGGAGUACAGCAGGCUGGAGAAGUCCGUAGACCAGCUGAGGACGGCGCUGCAAGUCCACAUGAACCACAGCGCCACCCCUCAGCAGGAGAAGGCGGAGAUGAAGCGCGAGCUGUGGAGGAUCGAGGACGUGAUGGCCGGACUGAGCUCCAGCAAAACCAACUACAAGAUCACCAUCGACUCCGUGCAGAACCCAGAGAGGAAAUUAGUGCCUUCAGUGUCAGAGCCAGCAGUGCCUUCUUCUUCCAGCUCGGAGGUCCAGCCUCCUCCUCGCAGCUCCGUCCCCGCCGUCUUCUCCCACACUCUGCCUCACAGCACCGUGCCAAAGUGGGCAGAGGACGGCGCCCCGCCCAGGCCUCCGCUGCCUCGCCUCUACGACUACGAGGAGACUCCCCCCGUGGUGCCGCCGCUCCCCAAAGAGGCCUCGGUCAUCCGCCACACGUCGGUCCGAGGGCUGAAACGCCAGUCCGACGAGAGGAAGAGGGACCGGGAGAGCGGCCAGUGUGUGCUCAACGGGGACUGUAAGACGGACUUGCGGUCGUACCUGAGUGAACCGGAACUGCCUGGAAUCAGCCACCACAGCGCGGGGCCGCACGUCGAAUACCAGUAUUUUCAGAGUAAAGCUGAAGGCUCGUCCUCUCUACUGAACCAAUCCAGCUCCAUUUCAUCAUACGUCACCCUGAGGAGAGGCCCGGGGAGCUCUGCAGCAAAGGAGAGACCCAAGAGUGCCUUCGAGCGCCUGUCGUCGCCCACCGAGGGCGUCCCCGGCGGCCAGCAGCCUCGGGGCCGGAUGACGGCGGAGGAGCAGCUGGAGCGCAUGAAGCGCCACCAGAAGGCGCUGGUCCGCGAGCGCAAGAGGAACCUGAGCCAGGGCGAGCGCUCGUCCGCCUCCACCUCCGCCUCCACGCAGCGCUCGUCCUCCUCCUGCAGGCCGCCCUCCGGCACGUCGGACGCAACCUCCUCCGUGUUCGACUGGCAGGAGGAGCGACCCGGGGCCGAGGGUCAGAGCGACGAGGGCCGGGACCAGGUCAAGGAGCGGCUCAGGAUCCACUCGGACGGCUGGGUCACGGCCACCGCCACGGCUCUGCGGGUGCAGGAGGUGGACGUGGAGCCUUUGGACUUUGACCUGGACAUCAGCCGAGAGUUGGCCACACCGGAGAAGAUUUCCAUUGCGGAGCGCUACGUGGAGUCGGAGCCCGAGGAGCCGCUCAGUCCGGAGGAGCAGGAGGAGCGAUCCCGCCGGACGCAGCGCAUAAAGAGUCUGCUGGCCAGGUCCAGCGUUCAGAACCUGCAGCCGGCGGCGCCGCUGGACUUCAGCGAACUGGACUCGGCUCUGCAGCAGCAGGAGCGAAUCAUCAACGUGUCUCAGGCUCUGGCCUCAGAAGCUUCACAGAAGAGCAAGCUGGUGGCAGCCCAAGCUUCCUCCAAGAUCUGAGGAACAGCGACGCUCAGCGGCGGAGUUCGAUUCCCAGGCUAACUGGAACUCAUCGUUUCUCAAAGCCACCAAAUAACCGCCCCACUAACGCCAAAUCUUUUUUAUAAUCAAGGAGCAGAAACACGUUUUUGAUCCGCUGACAGUGAAGUAUUAAUAAUUUAUACCACAAGCGCCUUCUCUUGUCUCGUGUUGCAGUGAGCUGGUCCGCGUUUGGGAGGAUUUUACAGGAGAACCAGCGUUGUUAGUGUGCUCAGAUCGCUCGCUGCCAGAAUCAGUUAUUUAUUAUGUUUUUUUUUUUGGCUUAUAAAUGCUUCUAAUGUGUAUUUUGUGAUCACAGUCCUGUCAAUCAACUCAGACACAUUCAACAGUGUAUCUAACAAUUCAAAGAGUAAAGUUCUUUACACACA